GCACGGGUACGCAAUUUUCACCAUUUAGAGACCUAAAAGAGUUUAGGAGCCUCAAUCCUAGAGCAUUUCUUCACACCCCUCAUAAACGGCAUCUAAAUUUUCUGAGUGAUAAUAUGAAGAUGACCUAUUAUAGGUUUUUUAUAUGAGGAGGAAUGGAAUUCAAAACUCUCUGCAUAAACCUUGAAAAGAAACAGCAGCUCUGGAUUGCGGGCCAUGACUGUAUAGUCGGACUUCCUCAGCUAUGGUUCAUGCGAGACAUGUCAUUAAAUUCUACUCCAAAUUUGGUAUGUGCUCGAUUAUAUUAAUACACAGAUGUUUUUGCAGUAAAAAAGUUUACAGUUCUCGUAAAAACAUUAGCGAGAAGACUUCUUUACCACAACAAUCCGAUUUUCACAAUCACAUAGUACGCCUCUGUACCACCAACAAUGUUAAAAACGCUGUUACCGAAGUGAAAAAAAUGCUUGAAAUAAAAUCCAUGAUGCCCACAGUUGUUACCUGCAAUAUAGUACUAGGAGCCCUAACCAGGGCCAAGGAUUAUAAUUCUGCGCUGGGUCUCCAUAACCUAAUGGUUGAUUCAGGAUUGGUGCCUGACAUUGUUACAUUCAACACCAUUCUCAACUGUCAUUGUGAACAUGGUCAGAUUGAGUCCGCUUUUCAAGUUUUCAUGCAAAUAGAAAAAGUGGGUUAUAAGCCUAGUAUUGUUACCUUUGGUAUAAUGGUGAAGGGGCUAUGUAAAGUGGGGAAAAUGCAGAAAGCGAUAGAGUUCUUUUAUCAAAUGUUGGCGAAAGGACACAGGCCUGAUCUUCUUAUUUGCAAUAUAUUAAUGGAUGGACUCUGCAAACAGGGCGUUGGUCAGUUAAAGCCUAUGAUGAGUAUUUAUGGGCUCAUGGUUAAGGGAGGAAUGUGUCCCGAUAUUGUCACUUUCAAUACCAUCCUUAAUUGUUAUUGUAAAAUUGGCCAGAUAGAAUCCGCUUUUCAAAUUUUUCGGCAAUUAGAGAAAAUGGGUCACAGACCUAGUGUUGUGACCUUUGGAACAAUUAUCAAGGGGCUCUGCAAGGUGGGUAGAAUGCAGGAUGCUAUGGAGCUAUUCCGCCAAAUGCCGCACAGAGGCCUCAGACCGGGUGUUGUUAUUUAUAAUACAUUGUUGGAUGGGCUCUGCAAGCAUGGUAAAGGUAUUGAGAUUGUAGCCGUCUUGCAAGAAAUGGUGGAACAAGGACACAGCCCUGAUAUGUUCACAUACAGUACAUGGCUUGCUUGGCUGUGCCAGGAAGGGAAAUUAAAAGAGGCCUUAGAGCUAAUGGAGGCGAUGCUACAAAAAGGUAUGCCUCCGGAUGUCACUAUGUACAAUACUGUUAUUGAUGGAUUUUGCAAGAAGAGAAGGAUUGCUGAGGCUAGAAUGAUUUUCAGACAUAUGUUAGAAAAGGGUCAGAGUCCAAAUGCUGUCACUUAUAGCACAUUCAUGGAUGGAUUGUGUAAAGAGGAUAAAGUAGGGGAAGCUAUGGAUCUUUUAUAUGAGAUGUUGGGCAAAGGGCAUAACCCGAGCACUGUCACUUAUAACAUAUUACUUGAUGGACUUUGUAAAGCAGAUAAUAUGCAGAAGGCGGCAAGUUUGUAUGAGGAAAUGUUAAGGAAAGGCCUCGUUCCGGAUAUUGCGACAUAUACUACUUUAAUUAGUGGGAUGUGCAAGGAUGGCAGUAUGAGAGAGGCUGAGAGGCUUUUUGAUCAAAUGAUAGAAUUAGGUCCUAGCCCAGAUGGCAUUACAUACACUGUGCUUAUUGCUGGAUAUUGCAAGGAAGGCAAUGUUUUGGCAGCAAGGAAACUUUUUGAAGAGAUGAUGGAAAAAUGCCUAGCCCCUAGCUUAAUGACAUAUAGUGCCAUAAUUGGAGGGAUGUGCAAUGAAGGAAAUUUUGAAGAAGCUUUGAAUCUUUUUCAGGAGAUGCUGGACAAAGGUAUUAUUCCCGAUGAUGUCUUGUAUGGCACUUUGAUGAAUGGACUGUGCAAAUAUGGCAGAACAGAGGAGGCCGAAAAACUCUUCAAUGAAAUGGUAGAGCGGGGUCACAAUUUUAAGAAUGAGAUGGUGUAUCAAAAUCACAAUGUUAAAGGCAUGGCUGGUUUCUCGUAAAUAUAAACAUUAUUAUGUUCGUUAUUGUUAUUCAUCCAGAGCAUGUUCAGUGAACCUUUUUCCUUUGUAGGAAGUGCCAUUUGGGCCUAGCAGGUGGAUGAUGCAAGCGAUAUUUUAAGUUUGCUUCAUCAAAAUUGUUGAUUCUCUCACGUGACCUUAAUUGUGGACAUUUAAAGAGAACAUAUUCAUUGAGAGUUGACUCUUGAUCUUUAAAUAGCAAGUUUUCAAUCUGUCAAGUAGGCCAUAGCCUGGCCAAUGUGAGUUCAGUGGACUUGAUGCGAUAGCUGCAUCAACAAUAAAGGUCUGUGGACAACUCGACAUGGUGCCUCACAAAGGUGACGAGUGACAGGAAUAUAUAGCUGAUAAGCACAUAAUGCAACAGAGGGGUGCAUGUUGACGGAGAUGUUGUGAGGUCACCUAGCUGGAAGAGUUGACACGUGAAAUUGCUUCCCAUAUCUCCAAAAUGCUCCGGAUGACUUCUUGUUUGGCAGUACUGACAAAAGAUGUAAUUAUUAUCAUGACAAAGAGCUUGAACAUUGGAUAUAGAGCAAAUCUUUUGUGCUGCAGUAAAUACUAGGUUGGAAGUUGGUCUAUUUUCUUUUAUGGAGCUUAUUAUUAGCCUGAAAGCAAUCAUGCUGUCAAAGCAUGCAAAACAGACUGUUUUGAAGCUGUAUCCAAGGUGCAUCUACUGUUCUUGAUGGGUUGCGUCAACAGGGCUUCUUGGCUGUAUAGGCUAAGAUCCAAAUGGAGGGCAUGUUUGAUGGCAAAAAUAUAAGCAAUAUGGUCACAUGUAACGAGGAAAGAUGCCUUGAGAAUUCUUUGGUAAUUUUUGAAGGACCCCUUGAUGAAGCUAUGCGAGUUAAUUGUUGAGACUGAGACAUCAUGAGUGUCAUAGAAGAGGUGGCUGCUAAAAGCUUGAGACACCUGCACCAGCAUAAGAAUUACAAUUCAUAGAGAAAAUAUUAUGUGAUGCUUUUCGCAAUUUGAAAGUCUGAGCAGUAUUGCUUUUCAGAGACAUUAGCGAUGGAUAAGACAUCGACCUGUUGCGGUACCAGAAGUCCACUGUAAGCUGAUCCAAGAUGAUCAGUUGAAAUAGAGAAAAGAAAAAUAGGUUGCUGAAGAUUGAAUUCAUUAGUUGUCUAUAAAACAGCAGCAGUCGCUUCACUUCUAUCUAGUGAGCAAUUCCAGGUCUGACUGACAGAACUGGAGCUAGAUGCAGAGCUGCCACCAGAAAUUGCAGCUGCAGAUUCCAAAAUAUUGCUUCUCAUUAUUUUAGCGGUUGCUAUGCCCACUGCCACUGACAGAAGCUGCAGCAAUAUGAUAACAGGCAAACCAAAAACAUCUUUAGUCUGCAGAAAACAAACAUUCAUUAAACCCAUGAAGUUAUCUGUAUACAAAUGUUAUCUAUACAUAAAUAGUCCACAAAAUGUGAACAUAGAAUUCUAGUACCUCAAAGGGUAUCGAGUGGUUCUUUUAACCUCAUUUUAGUUUGUUUUUAUGAAGAUAUUAUUUCUAUGGUAUUUGGACUGUAAAUUUGCAUAAGCUGGUGCCGCAUGGAUAAACUCUUUUUCCUUGAGAGGCAACAUGGGUCCAGGUUCAAGAGCAUUUGGUACUGCUGUUCCCAUUAUGCUAUUUUCAUCUUGUGUUGGUUGUCAA
Molecule: messenger RNA, 3778 nt
Organism: Cryptomeria japonica (Japanese cedar)
Lineage: Eukaryota; Viridiplantae; Streptophyta; Pinopsida; Cupressales; Cupressaceae
Product: pentatricopeptide repeat-containing protein At3g22470, mitochondrial
Exons: 6
Coding region: 242-2122 (626 amino acids)
Molecular function (GO): protein binding
Source: RefSeq, a predicted model, not a curated record